Aspergillus homomorphus CBS 101889 is the source of this 7618-nucleotide messenger RNA. RefSeq names its product type I polyketide synthase. NCBI's taxonomy places the organism in Eukaryota, Fungi, Ascomycota, Eurotiomycetes, Eurotiales, Aspergillaceae. Gene Ontology annotation, biological process: secondary metabolite biosynthetic process; fatty acid biosynthetic process. The transcript is spliced from 5 exons. The coding region runs from base 190 to 7572 and encodes 2460 amino acids. The record is from RefSeq and is a predicted model, not a curated record. Gene Ontology annotation, molecular function: phosphopantetheine binding; fatty acid synthase activity; oxidoreductase activity.
UGUCUCCUGUAUCAGAAACUUUAUAAGUAGCCUUCCGCAGGAGGAUUACUCCGUCCUCCAUAACCAUUGGAACAAAGUCUCCUGUCUUGCCGAGUGAAUCCAAUAUCGAGGCCAACAAGAAACGAAAGAUUAUUCUACGCAUAGUAGCCACAAGGACGAAGUGUCUCUAAACACUCCGGAUCAGAUACAAUGCUUGAAACCUCAAAAAUACCCAACUCAGAUGAUACUGAUGAUUGUUCCCCGGGAUCUUUUACCCCAAUAGCAGUAUGUGGAAUGGCACUGAGGCUUCCAGGCGGGAUAAGCAACCCCGCUGAGUUCUGGGAGUUCCUCCUAGCCAAAGGGGAUGCGCGCUCACGUGUCCCACGUUCUCGGUAUGAUAUUGAAAGCCACUAUUCUAAGUUUGACAAGGAUGGUUUGAUCAACACUGAAUAUGGGUACUACCUGGAUUACAACCCCGGAGACCUCGAUACAUCCUUUUUCAGCUUUACCAAAGCCGAGCUUGAGUACAUAGACCCCCACCAACGUCAUCUGCUGGAAGUGGUGAAGGAGUGCUUUGACAGCGCCGGCGAAGCCAACUAUCGUGGUAAGAAUAUCGGCUGCUACGUCGGCUCGUUCAGCGACGACUGGACCGAGAUUCUCUACCAUGAUCUGCAGAUGUAUGGCAAGUAUCCGCUCGCUGUGGGCGGUGACUUCGCAGUCCCCAAUCGGAUCUCUUUCGAGUACGACCUUCGUGGUCCGAGCAUGAGUGUGCGGACAGCUUGCUCCUCGGCCAUGGUAGCCUUGGACCAAGCGUGCGGAGCUAUGGCCCGAGGGGAAUGCGAUGCGGCCAUCGUUGGUGGCGCUCAAUUUAUCCUCUCCCCAACCAUGACCGGCAUCAUGUCGGCUAGAGGGGUGCUGUCCGCAGAUGGCGCCUGCAAGUCCUUCGAUGCCGCCGCCGAUGGCUAUGGGCGCGGCGAAGCAAUCAAUGCAGUAUACCUCAAACCACUUGCGGCAGCUGUUCGAGAUCGAAAUCCAAUACGUGCCAUAAUCAGAGGCAGUGCAACAAAUUCCGAUGGCAAAUCGGCCGGCUUUACGGUUCCUAGUUCCGAAGCCCAGCAGGUGUUGAUCAAACAGGCUUAUCAGGUUGCUGGUAUCAAAGACCUCUCCCAAACACCCUACGUCGAGUGUCAUGGAACUGGAACUUCCGUGGGUGAUCCCAUCGAGGCAAUGGCGGUCGCCAAGACCGUGGGCGAGCAAAAGAUUUUCAUCGGAUCAGUGAAGCCAAAUGUUGGACAUUCCGAGGGUGCAUCUGGCCUCACCUCGUUUAUCAAGGUUGUUUUGGCCCUGGAAAACCGUACCAUUCCACCAAACAUCCGAUUCACUACCCCGAAUCCGAAGAUACCCUUCCGUGAUGGAGGCCUGACGGUGCCAACAGAGCCAGUACCCUGGCCAGGAGACCGCUUUCUUCGAGCGGGCGUAAACAGCUUUGGGCUCGGUGGUGUCAAUGUUCACACUGUUCUAGAGUCAGCCGACAGUGUGACCCCGGCACAUUCUCCAUGUAAGGACAGCCAUCGUGGGCCAUCUUUGCUAUGUUUCUCGGCGAACACGCCCGAGUCUCUAGCAGAAGUCGUCAAGAGAAACCACGCCUAUUUGGAACUUCAUCCAGAGUCUCUUCCUGACCUUGCAUACACUCUAGCAGCCAGAAGGGCCCACCUCCCUUUUCGAGCCGUAUCCAUUGUCUCGGAAGAGAAGUUGAUACAAACAUCGGUUUUUCCGCGCACACCGGCCCAACGACCAGAUAUCGUGUUCGUGUUCACUGGGCAAGGCGCACAAUGGCCCGGGAUGGGUGUUCUAUUGUACGAGGCCAAUCGUACCUUUCGACGGUCUCUACAGGAGUCUGAUCGAGUUCUUCGUGGGUUGCCCGAAGCUCCUCCGUGGUCCAUUGUUGAAGAAAUUCACAAGCUAUCUGAGGAUAGCAACCUGCACAAGGCAUCUUACUCGCAGCCAAUCUGCACGGCAAUUCAGGUCGCGUUAGUGGAUGCUCUUUCCGAGCUGAAUGUUAUACCUGCUGCAGUGCUGGGCCAUUCAUCCGGCGAGUUAGCAGCGGCUUAUGCGGCCGGAAAAUUGACGGCCAGGGAAGCCAUGAUAUGUGCUUUCUAUCGUGGUCUGGUGUCCGAGGAAGUGGAUCUAGAUGGUGCAAUGUGUGCGGUGGGCAUGGGAACACGAGAAACUUUGGCCUUCCUUAGACCCGGGGUGGUCAUUGCCUGUGAGAAUUCUCCCGACAGUGUCACCAUCUCUGGCAACUCGGUAGCGGUGGGAGAAACGAUGAGUGCAAUUCAAGCCUCGCAUCCUGGGGUACUGGUGCGACGCCUCCGAGUGGACACGGCCUAUCACUCGCCACAUAUGGUCCAGGUAGGAGAGAGAUAUAGGUCUUUCAUGGAUCAUUACUUGUGCAAGGAAGACCCUGAUGUGCCCCCGAGGUCGGUUAUCUUCGCCUCUGCCGUGAGAGGACGAGUGCUCCCACUUUCUGUAACCCUUAAUUCCGAGUAUUGGCAGGAGAAUCUGGAGUCACCCGUUCGCUUUCUCCAGGGCUUCCAAGCUAUUACCGACAGCUUCAAACGACCCCUUUUGUUCCUCGAGCUCGGCCCACACUCGGCCUUGGCUGGCCCAAUUCGUCAGAUGCUUGACAAGGAAUCGUUAAAUCACCAGUAUCUCUCUUGUCUCUCCAGGUCCAGACCCUGUGAUGAAUCGUUCCUCACUCUGGUCGGCGAGCUCUUUGCUGUGGACCAACUGCUGGAUUUUCACACACUAACCGACCCGGACAGAGCUGCUAUGGUUCUUCAUGACGUCCCAACAUAUGCCUGGCAUCACCCCACCUCAACCAUCUAUGAGCCUCGAAGCAUCAAAGACUGGAAAUGGGCGAAGUUCCCCAGGCACGAGCUGCUCGGAACACGGGUGACUUACAGCACCGACAAUCAGCCGAGCUGGCGCAACGUGCUGUUUCAUGGCCACGUGCCUUGGCUCCAAGAUCACCGCGUCACGGGAAAUGCGGUAUUUCCUGCGGCCGGCUAUAUCGCCAUGGCAAUAGAAGCCGUACGACAGGUCGAUAGCAAGAAUCUGACGGGAUUUCAAAUCAGACACAUACAGCUGAGCAAUGCCAUGGUCUUGGAUCGAUACACCACAACGGAAGUCAUCACGUCUCUGCGAAAGCGGCCCGACGAGGAUUGCUACGACUUCAAUAUCAGUUCGCACAACGGAGCGGCAUGGGUUGAGAAUUGCUCCGGGCAAGUGCGGCGUGGAGCUUGUUUCCCGCCUUGUCGAGAGCGACAGCCCAAGCAGGAAUUUCCUCGCAAGAUCGACGUGGGCAGAUGGUAUCGGACUCUCAGCGGGGCGGGAGUGGACUACGGGGCAAGUUUUCAGGGCCUCGAAUCCGUCCGCUCCUCGGCUUCCCACCUCGUCGCAUCUACCCAUGUUGGCAACACAUUGGCAGAAACCGCCUACUAUCCACUUCACCCUACCAAACUGGAUGCAUGCUUUCAGACGGUCUAUGCAGCCAGGUAUCAGGGGCUGGACUGGAAGAUUGACCGGCUUCCGGUUCCAACAGAAAUUAGGGAAGUGAACAUCGCAGACUGCUCCGCUGGCCUUGAAUGCACAGCAUGGGCCAAACCACUGCCAAGCGGCGUGAUAAAAACCCGAGGAGAGGCCUUCGCGUCCGAUGGCACGAUGGUCCUGAGUUUCGAGGACACCGUUUUAAGCCCUGUGGGCACCCACCAGCCCGAGGAUGCUGGGUCUGGAACUGGAACCCGACUUCAUUGGGGAAAGGACUUUGCAUUCCUAUCUUUAUCCGACCUUGUUCUGUCCCCGCCAGGCCUCCGAGAAUGCAGAGCUAUCCUAGAUCAGCUCACGAAUGCAUGUGUUAAAACGAGCAUUGCUUAUCUUGAGGAGCUAACGCUUAUCGCAACCUUGCCUCAUAUUCGCCAUUAUCAUGAAUGGCUUCGAGCGCAGCAACACAAUCUUAGUCCGGAUUCAGCAGUUGGGACAUUGGAAGAAAUCGCCAGCCAAGCGGCGGCCACCUCAGCAGUAGCCUGUGCGCAAGCCAUGGUCAAAGUGGUGAAUAACUUCGUCGCCAUCAGCAAGGGUGAAGUCGAUGCACUAGAAUUGCUGAUGAGCGAUAACACUCUUCUGGAGAUGUACAACUACCUGAACAAAGUUGACCGAGGUCCACUUUUCCGGGCGCUUGGUCAUCACCAUCCAGGGCAACGCAUCCUCGAAAUCGGGGCAGGGACAGGUGGAACGACGGCCCAUAUCCUCUCAGAGACAAAAUAUUCUACCUACACCUUCACAGAUAUCUCCGCGGCGUUCUUCCCAGCCGCAAAGGAGCGAUUCAAGGCCUAUCCCAAUAUGUUCUUCAAAACCCUGGAUAUCACCUCAGAUCCCGUCAGUCAAGGUUUCCAACCCGAAGCAUUUGACUUAAUCAUUGCCUCGAAUGUCCUACAUGCAACACCCAGCCUUCACGAUACUCUGGUUCAUGUUCGACGCUUGUUACAUCCCCAAGGAAAGCUCUUACUGGAAGAGCUAUGUGGCGAUAUCAAAUAUGCCAAUAUCGUGACGGGUGUUCUACCAGGUUGGUGGGCUGGAGCAGAGGACGGGCGAGCAAGUGAGCCGUACGUCGGUCCCAUGAGAUGGGAGCAAGAGCUUCAACGCUCCGGAUACAAUGGGUUAGACGACCUGGCCUUCGAUACCGCACCGCCCUUCCACAACAUGGCAUACAUGCUUGCCAGCCCCCGUCAGCCUAGGCCCAUCUCCGAGAAGAGGACAGUCCUCCUUUCCGAUGCAGAAUCGACGCAGACCGCGAUUCUCCUGCAGAAGCAAUUACGCUCGCGCGGAUACGCGGUCGGGAUUCAAACCAUGGGUGAUUCAAUCUCGGUGUCGCAGGAUGUUAUCGUUGUCGUCGACACCGCAGAGCCAUUCUUUCAUGGCAUGAACGCGUCAGAGCUUUCCACUUACCAAGCCUUUCUGCGUGAGCUACAGCGAUGCCACUCUGGAGCACUUUGGGUUACGCGAUGCAGUCAGAUGGGCUGCACCGAUCCUCGCUUUGCAACGACGAUUGGUAUUGCGCGGACUUCGCGUGCAGAGUUUGGUAUCGAUCUUGCAACCUGUGAGGUCGAUACCAUCUCGUAUACCAGCGCCGGGCUCAUUAUUGACGUUUUCGAUCAGUUCCAAGAGCGGAGGCGCGCGGAGCCUGAUCUGCGAGAAAUGGAAUAUGUUAUCUACGACAGCUCUGUUUAUGUGGGGCGUUUGCUUCCUUUCUCCUUGCAGGAUAGGAUUGGUACAUCUGCCCAGGUGGAAUAUGAUGGCGACCAUUCAAAGCUGGUGCUCGACCUUAAUACAUGGGACUGGGUAGUCAGGGCGCGUGGGUUCAUGCUUGAAGCGAAUGAGAUUGAAGUCGAGGUUGACACAGCGGGUCUGGGGUGCCUGGGGACGUGCACAUCGACUAAAACAGCAGAGCUGUCAUAUGUAGAGCCGGGAUGCGAAACAGCCGGCAUUGUACGAAGGGUUGGCUCACAAGUCACCGAUCUGUCUCCAGGGGAUCGCGUUAUCGCUUGUCACCCUGGAGCACUUGCUACAUCAGUGAUUGUACCGAGCGAGAGCUGCAUUAAAAUUCCCGACGAUCUUUCUCUAGAGAAUGCCAGCGCACUUCCAUUGGCCUUUGCUAGUGCUAUCUACUCUUUGAUCGAUGUCGGGCAACUGAAUGACACGCAGACUAUCUUAAUUCAUUCGAUGCCUGAUGGCGUAGGGGAUGCAGCGAUUCAGAUCAGCAAGAUGCUAGGCGCCAAAGUAUAUGUUAAUGCCACUAACGAGGAGGAAGCGGAACGCCUGGGCAGGGUGUACGGAAUAUCACGCGAUAUGAUGUUUGAUGCGCACAGCAGUCUUUGGGCGCAGGCGGUCAAAUAUGCCACCGGAGGACGCGGGGUGGAUUUAGUCUUCGGCUCUCUGUCCAUGGACUCUCUCGCAGCGUCAUGCGAAUGUCUCGCCCCUUGUGGCAAGCUCAUCAAUCUUGCCGGGUUUGCAACUGAUGGUCACAAUCCAAUGCCAGCGGCUCUUUUUAAGCCGAAUAUCUCGUUUGUUACAACCAAUUUACUGGAGUAUAUGAGGUUGCAGCCUGUAGAGGGAAAACGGUUACUGGCCAGAGUUGUCGACCUCUACACUCAGAGACACAUUCACCCACUAUCACCUGUCAAGAUAUUCUCCCAAAGAGAUGCCGAAGACUGUUUGCGCCUCGUGAAAACUCAGCAGUAUGUUGGCAAGCUCGCUAUUUCCUUCACUCUUGCAGACGCCUUGCCAGCCACGAUUGCCUCAUCGAAGCCGGUAAUUUUCCGAAGUAACGCAUCGUAUCUGCUCGCUGGCGGCCUAGGCGGCCUUGGAAGUGGACUGGCACGCUGGAUGGUAGAGCACGGAGCACAACACCUGAUCUUUCUCUCCCGCAGCGCAGGUACGGAACAGCACGAAGAGCUGUUCAGUGAGCUCAAGAGUCAAGGGUGCUCCAUCACCGCCAUCCAAGGUAGUGUCUGCAAUCUCGACGAUAUCGACAAGGCCAUCGUCGCCGCACCCGCCCCGGUGCGAGGAAUCUUCAACAUCUCCAUGGUACUUAGCGAUGCAUCCCUCCUCACCAUGUCCCUAGCCGAAUGGGCGGCCGCAACAGCACCCAAGGUCACCGGCACGUGGAACCUGCACGAGGCAUCUCGCAAACAUGGGGCGCUCGACUUCUUCGUCCUGUUCAGUUCUAUGUGCGGUAUCGUCGGGAUGCCCGGGCAGGCGAACUACGCCGCUGCGAACUCUUUCAUGGACGCCUUCGUGCAGUACCGGCACCACCACCACCUGCCAGCGUCGGUCAUUGACAUCGGCGCGGUUGAAAACAUCGGCCACGUGGCCAACAACCCGCAGAUUCUGGACAGGUCAAAAUGGCUCGAAGGCGCGGUGAUGUCGCAGCGCGAGCUUUUCCAGGCCAUCACCCUCGCCAUCCUCUCCGGAAGCCCGCCAGGUCAAAACCGUUCCGCCGGGUCUUCUGAUCUACAGGAGCCCGUGUAUAACAACCCCGCACAGAUCAUUGCCGGAUUCCACAACACCGCCCACUUCAGCGAGGCCGUCCGCAACCGGGCGGCAUUUCUGGACCGUCGAUGGGCAACCUACUCAAACGAGGAGUCUACCGGGCAGAGCAGCGACAACACAUGCUCAGACGAGACGCAGCCUGGCGCGGCUUUGCAGCGUUUCGUGUCCACGCUGUCUCUUAACGACAGCAGACUCGAUGCGCCAUCGACGGUAGAAUUCUUGGCGAAAGAAAUAGCCAGGUGGAUCUUCGACCUCCUGCUCAAGCCUGUUCAGGACGAGUCCGAAAUUGAUCUAGUUCGCUCGUUGGUGGAUAUCGGAUUUGACAGUCUGGCUGCCGUGGAGCUUCGGUCCUGGUGGAAGGCGGCUUUGGGGCUGGAGAUCAGCGUGCUCGAGAUCAUGUCCUCGGCGAGUUUGGCUGCGCUGGGGGAGCAUGCGGUAAAGGGCUUGCAGGCAAAGUUUCAAUCUGCCGGCGGUGGUGAUUAGGUUUAGGACUCGCAGGAGGGGAAUUACGGCUGUAGUGGUAUUGCGA